AUGGCCAGAAAUGGGAUAAAUACUCCACUGCAAAGGCCAACAUAUUCGUCUCCGUUGGCUGAGUAUAUCAGACAAACAGAAAACCCCAGAGGCUGGAAAAUACCAAAGUAUACUAAGUUCGGAGGAGAAAUAGGAGAAUCGACAGACGAGCACAUCACCAGAUAUCUGACUGAAUUAGGUGACAUGGCGAAUAAUGAGAGUCUCAGGGUGAAACAUUUUCCUUCAUUCGUCACUAAGGCGGCAUUUACAUGGUUCACCACGUUGCCUCCAAAUUCUGCUGACUCAUGGCCUAAAUUGGAAAAAAUUUUUCAUGAGCAGUUUUAUGAGGGACAUUCAAAAAUUAGUCUGUUCGAACUGUCGAACAUCAAAAGAAGGUUUGCAGAGACCAUUGAUGACUACCUAAAUAGGUUUAGGUCGCUUAAAGCGAAAUGUUUUACGCAUGUACCUGAACAUGAACUGGUUCAGAUGGCCGCAGGAGGUCUAGACUAUUCCAUUAGGAAAAUAAUAGACCCAACUUUUGUUAAAAGUAUGUCGCAGUUGGCUGAUAGGGUUCGACAUCUCGAACGCCUACGACUGGAAAAAGUCAGGCAUACUAAGGCUAAGGCUAAGAAAGAAAAAGUAGCCUAUGUCGACUACGACGACACAGACCCCAUAUAUGAGGCUGACUACAUCUCACCGACAGAGGCAGAAAUUAAUCUGGCUGAGAUGAAACCAGGGCCAGCGUACGAAUGUAAAUCACUGUUUCCAUCGAAAGCAAAGAAUGUCUCUUUCAACAACAAUUCGAAGUUUCCUGCGAAAACUUACACUUUUGAUAUUAGUAAAUGUGAGGAGAUUUUCGAUGUAUUAGUUAAAGAUGGUCAAAUUUUAGGACCUGGUCUAGAAAUCGCUGCAGGAGGCAAGUUGCUGCUGCCGCCAAACAGGCCGCAAAUGACCAAAUCUAUAAGAAGAAGCGUUAUGAAGUGGAGGUCGAUUCAGCAGUCAAAGCAUAUCAAAGAGUUUGUUGGAAAGUCUGCGACCAAAGAUCCUAAUGAGGCGACAGAUGACUUUGCUUCUGACUCAGGAAAGUCUCGACAUCCUGGUUAA
Vicia villosa (hairy vetch) is the source of this 1083-nucleotide messenger RNA. RefSeq lists its product as uncharacterized. The transcript has 2 exons. Bases 1 to 1083 code for a protein of 360 amino acids. The record is from RefSeq and is a predicted model, not a curated record. NCBI's taxonomy places the organism in Eukaryota, Viridiplantae, Streptophyta, Magnoliopsida, Fabales, Fabaceae.